CUAUGUGUAUUAUGUCAGGUAAGAUGUGUGUGUAUACUUGUUUAAUUUUAUACAAAUUUAAGUGUCUACUAGUGCACACCCAAAGUUGAAGGGGAUAGACGCCAAUUUAAGGGAAUAUUUAUGUAUUUUUUUUCUUUUAUUUUUUACUAGAUUUAGGGAUAAAAAUACAAAUUUUGGUGCUAAAAUUGUGAUAUUACAAUAAUAUUUGGAACUAAACAUGUAUUUAUUAUUUGAACCAUAGUCAAGGACUUUCUCUGGUUAAUUAACUUUUAGCAUUAAAUCUAACCUACGCCACGUGUUCCAGUCAAAGAAAGAAUUUCGGGAAAAUGGAGAGGAGGCGUAUCCAACAAUGUUAUAACAAAGUUACAUAAUUAGCUAACUUCCCCUCUUUGUUCUUUCUAUGUGAAAGAAAACAGCUAGAAAGAAGAGUCUUAUUACUUUCAUGGAGAUUUCUUACAACAGAAUUAUAGAAGCAAUUUGUGUUGCAAUUUUGUUGGUAUAUACAUUGAGAGUGUUGAAUUGGGCAUGGUUUAAGCCAAAGAAACUUGAAAAAUACUUAAGAAAGAGUGGUCUUAAGGGAAAUCCAUACAAAUUAUUCUAUGGCGAUUUGAACGAAAUCACAAAUAAACUGAAUGAAGCUAGAUCUAAGCCCAUCAAUUUCUCCGAUGAUAUAGCUCAAAGGCUCAUCCCUUUUUUCAUUGACUCCAUCAACAAAAAUGGUAAAAGUUCUUUUGUGUGGCAAGGCCCAUGUCCAAUAGUGUUGAUCACAGAUCCUGAACAUGUAAAGGAGAUUUUCACAAAGAAUUAUGUGUACCAAAAGGAUACUCAUCCCAAUCCAUUUUCCAAGUUCUUGGCUGUAGGUAUUCUGAAGCUUGAGGAAAAUAAAUGGGCCAAACAUCGAAAAAUCAUCAAUCCUGUUUUCCAAGUUGAGAAGUUAAAGCAUAUGUUGCCAGCAUUUUAUCAGAGUUGUAGUGAAAUGAUAAGUAAAUGGGAGGAUAUUGUUCCAAAGGAAACAUCAGUCGAGCUCGAUGUAUGGCCAGACCUUCAGUUAAUGACCGCUGAAAUCAUUUCUCGAACUGCAUUUGGGAGUAGCUUUGAAGAAGGGAGAAUAGUGUUUGAACUUCAAAAAGAACAAGCUGAGCAUGUAAUGGAAAUAAGUCGUACAAUUUAUAUACCAGGAUCAAGGUUCUUGCCUACUAAAAGGAACAAAAGAAUGUUGGAAAUCGAAAAGCAAGUCCAAACAACGAUUAGGCAUAUCAUCGACAAAAGAUUGAGGGCAAUGGAAGCAGGGGAGACUAGUAAAAAUGACUUAUUAGGCAUAUUACUUGAAUCCAAUAUGAAAGAAAUCGAACAACAUGGAAGCAAAGAUUUCGGAAUGACAACAACUGAAGUCAUUGAUGAAUGCAAGUUUUUCUAUUUUGCUGGACAAGAGACCACCGCAGUGUUGCUCGUCUGGACAAUGAUUUUGUUGUGCCUACACCCAGAGUGGCAAGCACGUGCCAGAGAAGAGGCUUUGCAGGUCUUCGGAAAUGAAAAACCAAAUUUGGAAGGUCUAAGUCGCCUCAAAAUUGUGACAAUAAUCUUGCACGAGACGUUAAGGCUCUUCCCUCCAGUAGCAACAUAUCGUAGAAGGAACAAACAUGAAGUCAAAUUAGGGGAGCUGAGUCUACCAGCUGGAGUGCUACUCUUUAUUCCCACAGUAUUAAUUCAUUAUGACAAGGAAUUAUGGGGUGAAGACGCGAAUGAAUUCAAACCAGAAAGGUUCAGUGAAGGAGUGUCAAAGGCAACCAAAGGACACUUCUCCUUUAUUCCAUUUUCUGGGGGACCUCGAGUUUGCAUCGGACAAAACUUUGCAAUGAUGGAAGCAAAACUAGCAAUAGCAAUGAUACUACAAAAAUUCUCGUUCGAACUCUCUCCGUCUUAUACACAUGCUCCAUCUUCAACAAUUACUAUUCACCCACAGUACGGUGCUCCUCUGCUUAUGCGCAAACUUUGAAAUGGAUGUUGCUCAUAUUUAAGAAA
Solanum lycopersicum (tomato) is the source of this 2022-nucleotide messenger RNA. Its product is annotated as cytochrome P450 CYP72A219-like. Gene Ontology annotation, molecular function: monooxygenase activity; iron ion binding; oxidoreductase activity, acting on paired donors, with incorporation or reduction of molecular oxygen. Lineage: Eukaryota; Viridiplantae; Streptophyta; Magnoliopsida; Solanales; Solanaceae. The record is from RefSeq and is a predicted model, not a curated record.